Suncus etruscus (white-toothed pygmy shrew) is the source of this 2124-nucleotide messenger RNA. Its product is annotated as macrophage-expressed gene 1 protein-like. NCBI's taxonomy places the organism in Eukaryota, Metazoa, Chordata, Mammalia, Eulipotyphla, Soricidae. The transcript has a single exon. The record is from RefSeq and is a predicted model, not a curated record. Bases 1 to 2124 code for a protein of 707 amino acids.
AUGUCCCUGGGCCUGGCCCUGCUGCUGGUCGGGCUGUUCCCUGAGGUACUGGGAGCAAACUAUCUCUCCCCUUAUUCAUCCUCCGUCCUAGGAAGUUUCCAACAUUGCAAAGAGGCGCUCAAUACGUCGGUGCUGGGCGCGCUGCCAGGAGGCGGCUGGGACAACCUGCGCAACGUGGAGCUGGGGCAGGUGCUGCUAAGGGACUACUCGAAUUGCCUCACCACGGAAGAUGGGGAGUACCUGAUCCCCGAUAACGUGCAUGUGGUGGCCCUGCGGGAGACGGCGAUGGAGACGCGCGCCGAGCUCAUCGACGAGUGGCUGCAGUACACCGACUCCUGGGCUCUGUCCAUCAACGCAGACUUCUCCUUCCUCGCGGCGCUCAACGGCAAGUUCUCCGCGGCCUGCCAGAAAGCCAAGAAAUACGAGAUGAAAUACGAGACGGUCACCACGCGGGUGCAGGUCCGACAUAGCGUCUAUUCGGUCAAAGUCCCCGAGUCCCCCACUUUCCAUCCUGUCUUCCUCGAGCAGCUACUCCAGCUCAACGACUAUCUGGAAAACAAUCAGACCCAAGAGGCUCAAUACUUGGCCGAGCUGCUGGUGCGCAAAUUCGGGACGCACGUCCUCACCGAUGUGGAAGCCGGGGCCGCCUUGGUGCAAGAGGACCAGGUGAGACGCAAGCUGGUGGACAGUCAGACCCAGGAGAAGACCAACAUCACCUUAACGGCCGCCCUGGCGUUUAAGUUCUCGCUCAAGACCGACGGGUCCUGGCUGAGCGAGGACCAGCGCAUCCAGAAUUAUAUGCAGAACACAGUAGCCUCCAAAUUGCGCAGCCAAGGCGGCUUGCCCUACGCUCCGGGCAUGAGUUUGCAAACCUGGCAAGAGAGCAUCGACAACCGCUUAGUAGCCAUCGGCCGGGCUGGUUUGCCCCUGCCCGAUUUGAUCGAGCCCACUACCGUCCCCCAGCUGCCACCCGCCUCGGUGCAACGCCUGGCCACCGCGGUGCGCAACGCCAUCAACCGUUAUUACGCGCUCAACGCGCACCCGGGGUGCGUAAAACGCGGGGAUCCCGCCUUCAACCCUCAGGCCAACGUGGACGACGGCUCCUGUUCCGGCAGCAACCGAGCCAACUUCAGCUUCGGAGGGGUCUUCCAGGAAUGCAAAGCUGUGAGCGGGGUGGACGCCGAGCCCUUCUGCAAGGUCUAUCGCACCAUGAAUCCCCUCACGGGGAAUGCCUCUUGCACGCCCGAGUACGAGGUUGCCAGCCUGCACCGCGAGUACAAGACCUGGAGCAAACCCCACAACGUGUGCAAGAAGGUGUGUAAAAAGUGCUGGCUCCUCUUCACGUGCUGCGAUGACGUGUGUGGACCCCAGGAGUUGAACAGCACGGCAUGGCUCUCCACGUCUUGGUGUGUGCCCAAAACGGGGGCUAAGUUGCCAGCCCUCUCUGGUUUUCUUUUUGGAGGUCUGUAUAGCCCCAGGAGUGCCAACCCAAUCACCAGGGCUCAAGCCUGCCCAAGCCACUUCUAUCCCUUAACCCUCUUCGAUGACCUUAAGGUCUGUGUCAGUAGUGACCCAGAGUUGGGUGGGGCCCAGGCAGUUCCCUUUGGAGGAUUCUUUAGCUGUCAAGAGGGUAACCCCUUGGCUGGCAUCAUGAAAGGCCAGAGCCCCGGUUUCUUGCAAGAGAUGUUCUACCAGGACAGUCUCACUGACCACCCCAUGAAGUGCCCAGGAGGGUACAGCCAACACCAGGCCUUUGUCAAAGACGGUUGCCAAAUCCUCUACUGCCUCAGAUUUGGGGCUUUUCAGGACGAGGAGCAGAUAAAGCUCAGACUGCCUCCUUUCCUUCCCUGUCCCGCCUCGCUCAAAAGCAACAGAACAAUGGCCUUCUCGAAUCGCCUCUCUCUGCCAGCCAAGCUCGUGGCCCAGGAGAAAUCAGGGGCCAGUUCGGGAUCCAUUGCGGGAGCCUUAGUGGCAACGGUGGCGGUGCUGGUGGCGGCAGCUGUGGGAGCCUUUGUCCUUUUUAAGCGCCGCCAGAAUAGCAGAUGGAGGGGAAACCAGGAGACUGUCCUGAUAAAUAAUCAGUCCGGUGAAGUUACUGAAACUGCUGCGGAUCCUGGUGUCUGA